UUUUCAGGUUCAUCAAUUUCCAGGGAAAAGCAGAAUGUUAAAGAAAAGCAAAAUGUUAAUUUUUAAAUAUUUUCUGAAUCUCAUUAAUGCAGCUUUUUUGGUUCUUGGACUUUUAUUUGUGGGAUUUGGUACAUGCCUUUUAUUAGAUAAAAAUAAUUUUUUAACAGCUUUGGAUGAAAAUAAGCACUUCAUCGUAUAUAUUUCUCAAGUCUUGAUUGGAAUGGGAUCUGCUACUAUCCUUCUUUGUCUUUUGGGUUAUUUGGCAAUUCACAACAAAAUUGUAUGGUUCCUAAUUCUGUAUGCAGUACUGUUGACAUUGGCCUUUGGUGUUCAAGUUGUACUUUCAGCACUCAUCUUCACAAAGAAAGAGGAGGUUCAACAACUAUGGCAUGAUAAAAUGGAUUUAGUCAUUUCUGAGUAUGGAUCUAAAGAUAAGCCUGAAGACAUACCCAAGUGGACUUUUCUGAAUGCCUUACAGAAAACAUUACAGUGUUGUGGCCAACACAAUUACACAGAUUGGAUAAAGAAUAAGAAUAAAGAAGUUUCAGACCAGGUUCCUUGUUCUUGCACAAAUUCUACAUUAAGAAAAUGGUUUUGUGAUGAGCCACUGAAUGCAACUUACCUGGAGGGUUGUGGAGGUAAAAUCAACACAUGGUAUGAUGAUAAUGUUUUAACCUUCAUUGGAAUUAAUUUUGGACUUUUGAUUUCAGAGGUUUUGCAAGUUUCAUUUAUUGUUGCUUUCCUCAGACACAAGAAUAGAAUUUAUGCAGAAAUGUGACCUUUGGAUUUUAAUUUGCCUAGAAGAAAUCAGUUAAUUUUCAAAAUAAUUGCAUGAUAUUCUUUUAUUCUCCUGUUCUUUGGAUAAGUAUCCCCCAAAGGAUUAUAGACUAUGUUAAAGACUUUGUUCAUAUUUGGUGGCACCACAGGAGGAGACAGAACCUUUAUGAGGUGAAGCUACUGAGAGUUUUUCAUCAUGAUCACUGAAGGUGUAUGCUUGUAGUAGAUAUUGGAAUCCCAGCCUCUUCCUAUGACUUUCAUUCUUGUCUCAAGACACAAAAUGAAGUUUACUCCACCAUGUUCUCCCCACCAUGAUGUGCAGCCUCACCACAGGCCCAAAGUAAUGGGGCUAAUUGAUUAUGGACUGAAAUAUCUGAAACUAAGAGUCAAUGAAACUUUUCUUAUAUUAUCUCAGGUAUUUGUUAUGAUAACAAAAAGCUGUAUUAUACAUAAUCAAUAUAAAUAUGGAGUUAUUGAACAUUUGUAAUUUUAUUGAAAUUUAAAAGAAAUUUUCCACGGAAUAUUUUUCAAAUUAGCGCUUUAUCUUGAUUUAUGUGGCGAAGUUUCACUAUAUAUUUUGAUUUUUUUUUAUGUAGAGAAUGUACCUGUACUAUGUUUGGAAAAUAAUAAGUAAGCAUUUGUAUCAUGUACCUUUUAUUUGCAAAUCUUAAGAAAAUAACCCUGGUUUAUACAAGAAUAUAAAGAUUGAAAAUCUUCAUGACACCCCUAUUCUGAAUUAAUCGUCUACUUUCCUUUUCUAAAUAAUGCUUUUAAGUAGAUUAUAAACUUAGAGAUGUGGUGGUAAUAAUAUAAUAUUAAAAUAAUUGAAUUUUUAAAUUCAAAUUAAACUUAUUUUAACUAAUACAUAAAGCACAAAAAUUAUACAUACUAAUGGCAAGUUUCUGCACAGCAACAGAAAUAGUGAAUUUUUAAUUGUAGCAAAAACAAUAUAUUCUAAAUGUUCACUGAAAUCCCAUAUAUUUCAUUGGCUCCUCCUUUUCUUCUCUUUCUCCUUAAAUUUUUUUUUCAAUGCAUAUGUACACAGUUCUCUGAAGUAUAAAAAUAACUGGUCUGUUCUA
Molecule: messenger RNA, 1856 nt
Organism: Sciurus carolinensis (gray squirrel)
Lineage: Eukaryota; Metazoa; Chordata; Mammalia; Rodentia; Sciuridae
Gene: Tspan19
Product: tetraspanin 19
Exons: 8
Coding region: 35-778 (247 amino acids)
Cellular component (GO): membrane
Source: RefSeq, a predicted model, not a curated record